Messenger RNA from Sphaerodactylus townsendi, 3895 nucleotides. It is a transcript of the gene ADPRM, whose product is annotated as ADP-ribose/CDP-alcohol diphosphatase, manganese dependent. Gene Ontology annotation, molecular function: 2',3'-cyclic-nucleotide 2'-phosphodiesterase activity; ADP-ribose diphosphatase activity; CDP-glycerol diphosphatase activity. The transcript is spliced from 4 exons. Lineage: Eukaryota; Metazoa; Chordata; Lepidosauria; Squamata; Sphaerodactylidae. The coding region runs from base 325 to 1416 and encodes 363 amino acids. The record is from RefSeq and is a predicted model, not a curated record.
GAAAAACAAAAGACUAGCGGCGAGCGCCGGAACUUCCGGGCAAUGCUUCCCCCGGAAAGAAUUUCGGGCUUUUACAACAAAUAGAUCGAGGGAUAGAGAGUCACGGCAUCAUUUUAUAUACCGGCUGCAUUUCAUUCUGAUUGGAAGUCCGGGCUCUUCAUCACAAGUUUCUUCUGUCUGUAUCUGACUAUUUACAGGAAACCAACAGAAGGAAGUGGGAGGAUGAAUAGACCCGGAAAGGGAGUUGUAGCUGACCGAUGGGAGAGGACUUCUCCUGUGAUGCUGUCGCCUUAAAGGAGAUUUUAACAAGAUCUUUGGGCAGUUAUGGAUGAAGAUCUUAGCUGCCAACAAGGAGCAACAAUAACUGGAACCUCUGACAUGCUCUUCUCCUUUGGAGUCAUAGCAGAUAUUCAGUAUGCUGAUCUAGAAGAUGGCUAUGAUUAUUUGGAAGUCCGACAGAGAUACUACAGGCAUAGCUUGCAACACCUCCAAAAUGCAAUUAAAGAUUGGAAUGGGGAAAAAGUUCGCCCUCAGUUUGUGUUACAGCUUGGGGACAUCAUUGAUGGCUUUAAUGCCCAAUAUAGCACAUCAGAGAAGGCACUGUCAAGAGUCAUGAAAAAAUUUAAGAAGCUCAGCGCCCCAGUCCAUCAUAUAUGGGGCAAUCAUGAAUUGUAUAACUUCAGCAGAAGCUAUCUAGAAAAAUCUGUGCUGAACAGCAAAUAUUUACAAGAUCAGACUUUGCUUAGCAAUUUUGCUGGAGACCAGACCACCACAGAAGCAUCUGCAGAAUUUUAUUAUGCUUAUCAUUUUUGCCCAAAGACUAAAUUUCGAUUCAUUCUUCUUGAUACUUAUGAUUUAAGUAUUCUGGGGAGGGACCCCUCUACCAAAAAAUACCAGGAUUCUCUGUGCCUCCUGCGAGAAAAGAAUCCAAACAAGAAUUUGAAUAGUCCAGUAGGCCUUACAGAUUAUCAAUUUGUACAGUUCAAUGGAGGGUUCAGCCAAGACCAACUGGAUUGGGUCAAUGAAGUUCUUGCAUAUGCUGACAAACAUCAAGAAAGAGUUGUGAUAGCAGGGCACAUACCUAUCCACCCACAUUCUUCAAACAAUGUCUGCCUUGCUUGGAACUAUGAGGAGGCCCUUGCUGUCAUCCACUCACAUCCCUCCGUAGUCUGUUACCUUGCAGGUCACCUUCAUGUGGGUGGUUACUGUUUAGACUCUCAUGGAGUCCAUCAUAUUACUCUUGAAGGAAUCAUUGAAACUCCUCCUGACAGUAAUGCUUUUGGAACUGUGUUUGUCUAUGAUGACAGGAUGGUAUUAAAAGGACGAGGCAGAGUUCCAGAUCUGGUGAUGCAUUAUCGAAAAGAUCACAGUGCAGCGUCCUGUAAUGAUACAGUUGAAAUCACUGUGGCAGAGUAAUUAUUUGACGCUCAUUCCAAUAUACCCUUGGAAAGUGUGUUGAACACAGGUGGUGACUACUGGAAUGGCAUGCGAACUAAAUAGUGGACUACUCAGUGAAGUAAGGAGUAGAAAAUAAUUCCAUCUUCACAUGCAAACAUGAAAUAAAAGUGCUUGAAUUGCAGAUCUUUGCUUUACAAAUUUAAAUAGGAAUAUCUAUCCUAGUGUGGUAAGUGUAUUUUACUGUUGUGCCUAAAACAUAAUCUAUGGAAUUUUUACUGAUUGCACUGCCAAUGCAUUACACUUUACCAAAAGCUUAUAGCCAAGAAAUGAGUGCAAUUGCCAAAGAACUUGUUGCCCCCUUAGGUCACAGGGCAGCAGUGAUAGUAGAAGACUCAGCUGACAAUAUGUCCCUGUCAUGCAACCAUUAAAACAGGGGUCUUCAAACUAUGGCCCUCCAGAUGUUUAUGGACUACAGUUCCCAUCAGCCCCUGCCAGCAUGGCCAAGUGGUAGGGCUCAUGGGAAUUGUAGUCUGUGAACAUCUGGAGGGCCGUAGUUUGAAGACCCCUGCAUUAAAAGAACAGCAGUGAAAGAAGGGUCUUUGCGAUAGACCUAGCAAUGUCCUUGGCGUCCUAUCCCCAGCCUUGUCUCAUUAUUUUCUGCCACUUGUGCAUAGCCUCUGCUGUCUCAUGUGAAGUUUUGCACCAGUCCUCUCUCCUUGGCUGCUUCAUUGUUCACUUCUCAUAACCACUUGUGAUUUCUUCAGGUUCAUUUUUCAGGCCACAGUAUUUGUCCCCAGUUCCUUCAGCCAACCUCCUUUUGUAAGAUUUUCUAGAACUUAGCAGAAGCUCUAAGAGAGGUUUCUGCAGAGUUCCACCUUGUUUCAGUCUCCCAUCUGUUUGCCUGGCAUUCUGUAAUAUCGAUUCUUGGCAGUUUAGAAUGGUCAUUUCAGUGUAGCCUGUGUCAGAGGCUUCACUACUGCUAAAAAAACACAAUACAAAACAGAUACCGUGUGCCUACUACAGGUUAUGUACGUAUUAAAAACCCUCUCAGUGGAGUCUAUUUCCAAUUAAAUGUACUAACAGCCACAGUUUAAGGCUGCAAUGGUUUGUUAUGCUUACUCCUAACAUUAUCCACCUGUUUGUGUAUUAUCAGUUUCAUCUUUUAUCCCACUUUGAAGCUUGUUAUACUUUCUCCUCCCCACAUCCAUGUUAUCCUCAUAGCAGCCCUGCAAGGCAGGUUAGGCUGAGAGAGACUAAAGGGUUCAAUGUUGGUUGGUACCAGUCUCGUUAGACCAAAUUAAUUCUUCUUGGAGCCUAGCGGCAUAACAAAGUGUACAGUAUAUGAAAUGAAUCAUGGAGGUAGAUACAUGGGUAGGGCUUUCUUGACUGUUGCACAAAGCCUAUGGAACUCCCUGCCUCGGGAGGUCUGACUGACUCCUUCGUUGCUGUCCUUUAGAUGCUAUAUGAAGAUUUUAUUGUUUCAGAGUGCCUUCUGUUGGAGAAUCAAAUUGUUUAUGUUUGUGCUGCUGGUCAGCUUUUCUGAAGGACUUGGAAAAAGAAGGGUUCUAUAUAAUAUUUUUAUGAUGGGUUGUGAGUGGCUGCUGCAUUGAUUAGCUGCUUAGAAACCCCGACGCUGUGGAAAAGAUUGGGUAUAAGUAUUUUAAUAUAUAUUAAGGAUUUAAGAUGAUUUUUACCGUAGAAUUUCUAGUAAAGAAUAAUUGACCUGACAUCUAAGGUAAAAAAAUCUGUUAAUUCCUGACUUCAGAGUUUAGUACAACUGGUGGUUUUAGUCUCUUAAGGGCUAGGAGAGAGAUCUCUGCGAAAGAUCUGUCCAAGCCCUUUGAGAACAGGCAUCCUGUGAAAAACCCUAUGAAAAAUACCCUGUGGUGUUGAAAAGUAACUUCCAACUGGGAAGAACAAGAGAUUUUAAAAAGUUUACCAUCUGAAAAUGAGAAUUAAGUUAGCUGAUAACCUGAACAUUUGCAGAAAGUGUAAAACCUCCUCUAGUUAUUUCUAUAUGCAGUAUGGGUUCAAGUCUGGUAGCGGCCGCUAGUAACCAUAAUGCUGUGCCUCACAUUGUAGAUUGACACACAGCAUUUGAAGAGACUGUGUGGAUUUUUUUUAAAAGGUAGGCUCCCUGAUUUGGGAUGAAGGCCAAUAACAUAUCAAUGUGUAUUUUGGUUAGAGAAAACACAUUGCUCUACAUCCUGUAAAAAUCUUUUGGAAAAAGAAGAAAUCAGCCUGCUGUUUGUCCUGAAAAUCAUCUCUGAGGAUCAGGGGACCUCAAAUGCACCACAGCAUAAGGGGCUGUAGUGAGGAGGGUACUUGGGUGAAAUUGCCUCCUCCUCCCAACUCCACUGGUUCAUGCUGUUUGGCAAGAUAUCUAAACAGAAUGCGUUGCACUUUAAGAGAUAUGAAUAAUUGCUCUGAUAAUAUUGCUGAUUUUUUUUAAAUCACUGAAGGUUUGUAUUGAAUAAAAGCACUUCUACAGUUUCCU